Molecule: messenger RNA, 357 nt
Organism: Ananas comosus (pineapple)
Lineage: Eukaryota; Viridiplantae; Streptophyta; Magnoliopsida; Poales; Bromeliaceae
Exons: 1
Coding region: 1-357 (118 amino acids)
Source: RefSeq, a predicted model, not a curated record
AUGUUUGUGAAGAAGUAUAAUGGAAUGCAUGUUAUUGUGUUGCUCUUUGUGGAUGACAUGAUUGUUACUGAAGACAAUACUGAGGAAAUUAGUAAGCUUAGGGAUGAGCUUUCUAUUCGGUUUGAAAUUAAAAAUUUAGAUGAGUUGAGCCACUUUUUUGGAUUGGAAGUUGAGAAGGGUAUUGAUUAUAUUUUUGUCUCUCAAAAACACUAUGACUCGAAGCUUGUUGAAAAUUUUGGUUCGAAGGAGAGCAAGUCAUGCUCUAUUCCUAUGGAUACAAAUAUGAGAUUACGACAGGGUGAUGGUAAGGCAAUUGAGGAUCCAAGGCUUUAUCGAACACUUAUUGAUAGCUUGUAA